Molecule: messenger RNA, 6744 nt
Organism: Herpailurus yagouaroundi (jaguarundi)
Lineage: Eukaryota; Metazoa; Chordata; Mammalia; Carnivora; Felidae
Gene: BTN1A1
Product: butyrophilin subfamily 1 member A1
Exons: 6
Coding region: 3950-5509 (519 amino acids)
Biological process (GO): T cell receptor signaling pathway; regulation of cytokine production
Cellular component (GO): external side of plasma membrane
Molecular function (GO): signaling receptor binding
Source: RefSeq, a predicted model, not a curated record
GCCCGCUCACUUGCUCCUCUAAAAAAUGAAAAAUAAACUAGUUUUAGAAAGAGAAGCAGGACACCUGGCUGGCUCAGUGGGAAGAGCAUGCGACUCUUAAUCCCGGGGCUGGGAGUUUGAGUUCCAUGCUGGAUGUAGAGCUUACUUAAGACAAUAAAUAAAUAAACUUAAAAGAGAGACAGAAGGGGCAAGUGGUUGCCUCAGUCAAGUGCUGGUGAAGGUCACGUAGAACGAGGAUGAGAGUAAUCCCUGGCUCUGACUAGUCUAGGACACUGGGAAAUCUGAGCAGUGGUGGGAAAGGGCCGAAGAGAUAAGUCCUGACCUUUGGCCAUGAGAUUCACUCCAUAGGGAGCGGGUCACAUGCCUCGGCCCAAACGAUCUUCGCAUCUCAGAGGGAAAAGUCUGUUUCGGGUCUCCAGUGGCCCUGGGCGUGGCAGGACCUUCCCCAUAGCAGCCCCGCAUGGUUCAGGCAUCUCACAAACAACGCGAGCCUGGAGAGACAGGGGCGCCUAGCAUCUCUGUUCCCAGAGUGAGCCUUGACUCAGACAUCUUGCCUGGGAUGACCCAAGGUGCUCCUUUAUGUAGAAGUGACUCAGAUGUUACCCGGUCAAAACUGGGGCUGCCACAUAGCUUGAGUUCUAGAUACCAUUGCUUUCUAUCUCCCUGGCCCCUUCCUUGUUCCGUGUAGCUCCCUUGGGUGCAGGAAAAAGCUCUUCUUUUUUUCUUUCCCUCCCAAAAUUCCCUGUGAGAUUUUUUUGACAACGUAGAGCAGGGGUCAGGAGUCUAGUCAUAGCGUGUUGAGGAGAGGAAACCCAUUAUAGAUGACAUUUUUCAGAAGUUAAACACAAAGGGGAGUUGAGAAUGAGACAGGAGCAUUUCAAACAAGGAAGGCCAAUGGCCAGUUAGUUUGAUUUCAGCUGCAGAUUCUAUGUUGGCUUUUGUGCUGAUGAGAAGUCAGAGAGUAAGAACUUGAAGGGGAGCUCAGUUUAGGAGAGGAAGGUAGACUUGGAAACAAAAGACAAAACUAAACACACGUGCCUGUCAAAGUAGGACUCAGGUCAGCUGUGUGCCAGCAGAGACGACCAGGAAGUUUUCUGUGUCACAGGAUAAACCAGGCCCAUGUCCUGGAGACUCGGUUUUGCUUGGAGGGGGCCUAGGUUAUCCAGAGUCAUAUUUAAACAAAUCUCGUAUAUAAUGAAGUAAAAUGAUGUGAUUUACCCCAAACUUAUGGGUAAGACCCAAGACUUUCUCACUUGAGUUGGGCAGCGCUGGGAGCUCCUUCCUGAAGCCCCUCUGGUUAGGGUGCUCGGCUGGGACCACAGUGAGGUCCGGCCCAGGGAACAAAGGAGCAGCUCUAGAAGAGAGGGUGCACCUGCUUGCUUCUGGAAGAAGUUGCCCUUAAAUGAGCUUCUGAGGGAGGAGCAGGACUUUGUCCUGCAGAUGCUGUAGGAAGCGGGGAGACAGCACCGGAACCUGGAGGCCUGGAAAGGUGCUGUGGGCUGAGGUUACCCCAUCUUCCAAAUUCUUCGAGAGGUGGAUAGGCCAUCGGAGGGGAGGGAGAAGAGGCCGAGAGGAAGGAAUCAGGGAGACAACUAGAUCCUACAUUUUCUUGACCAGAUUAAGUGUCUGAAUUUGGUGCUGGGGCCACUAAGGAGACAUGUAGGGAUUUUGAAGCAAGAAGCGACAUGAUCAGAUUUCCAUUUGGUAAAAGCCAUUCUAGCAGUCUUGUAAGUCAACCGGAGCAAUUAUUUUUUGUUGGUCGUUUUUUUCUUUUUUAAUGUUUAUUUUUGAGAUAGCCUGUAGGUGGGGGAGGGGCGGAGAGGCCGGGGACAAAGGAUUGGAAGCGGGCUCCGCACUCACAGCUUCAAGCCCGAUGCGGGUCUGCGGGUCGGGUCUGGCUCAUGAACCCUGAGAUCAUGACCUCAGCCGAAGUCAGAGGCUCAACCCACCGAGCCACCCAGGUGCCCCUCUUUUGUUGGUCUUAAUCAUAACCUGAAAUAAAGGCAGAGUACAAACUGGGGUGGUGAAGGAUAUGAGCCACCAAUAUUAAUACAGGAUUGACAGCUUUAAUUUAUAAAAAAUUCAUAUGGAAGAAUAGGAAACAGCAUCAGAAUGUCUGGGGGGGGGGGCAAUUUGCCUGGAAAAAUCUCUUCCAGAGUAUAUUAAAUAGUUAAUAUGAAAAGUGAUCAGCCUCGCUGUCCUAUAAAUGUCUAGUAAAAUAAUAAUUUGAUCUAUUUCACCCAUCCCAUUAGUGAUGACUAGGGAAUAAUUGUUCUCAGUGUUGGCAGGAAUUAGGUGAGAGGCUCAUUCCCAUUAACAGUGUGAUAGGUUUAACUUUGGCAAUAUGCUCAGAAUUCAACUCCUAGACCCGAUGACUAUCUUUCUGGGAAUUUAUCAGAAAGUUUGUCAGGAAGUAUCAAAGAUGUGGACAAAGAUUUAUGUAUUUAUAAAGUACACUAGUUAUAGUAGAUUAAAAAAAAAAAAGCCACUAAGAUGUCCCACAAUCUUGGGAAUUACAGGAACCUACAAUAUGAUAUUAUGUAAGUAUAAAUAAUGUUUCUGAUUAUGUAAAAGCUUCAUCAAUUCUGCCACAAUGUGAACAGAGGCUGUCAUUGGUUGGUGACAUUAUGAGUGAUUUCUGCUUUGUAAAAGUGUUUUCCAGAGGUGCCUGGCUGGCUCAGUCAGUGGAGCAGGAGAGCCUUGAUCUUGGGGUUGUAAGUUUGAGUCCCACAUUGGGUACAGAGAUUACUUAAAAAUAAAAUCUUAAAAAAAAUAACUAAAAAAAUGUUUUCCCAUGUUUUUAAUUUUUUUUUCAUGACAAUAAGAGGUUUAACCCCAAAAUAAGGAAUUGCAGGCCGAAUUGCUUGCAGGAAGGCAACUUUGAGGCGGUGAAAACUGAAUCACACACGUGCAUUCCCAGUCUACCCUUGAACUUUCAACCCACAUAAACAACAGAGUAACAACUUCCCGUCUUCUCAGUCCUUACCAUCACUUGACAGGCUUAAUCUCAUUAAUGCUCCCAGUGCCUCCCCAACUUCAGGAUAAAAGAAGUGAGGCUUGAGGGGGAAAAUUCACCAGCCCAACGCCUUCCAUUUCAUUUUAGUGUUGUCUUGACCCUCCCUUUUUGCCCUAUCCCCUUUUAUUUAGUCCAGCCCAUCCUUCUGUAUCCUGGUCUUUGAGCUGAAGACUGCAAAGACACGGACCCUUCGUCUCUCUGGAAAACUUCCCCUCCCCACCCCACCCCCCAGAGCCAAGGCCUGGGAGCUGGGGGCAGGCUUUCCUGAGAUCACUUCCCGCUUCCUUCUUCCCCGCCUUUAACUUUGGCUCCUGGGGCCACAGCCAGCUUGGUCACUUGCUAACCAGGCUCCUGGGUGCCUCUUCCUCCAAGAUCAGAGGUCAGUGCUGUGCCCGCUCUGGUUCCCCCCCCCCCCCACGAGAGCACUUUCUCUCCCUCUGGCUCUUUCCCGGGUCCUGGGCCCUCUACCCCCUGCCCUUUACUCUCCAGCUCCCCUCCCUUUCCCCGACUUUCCUCUUCUCUCCUCCGGUUCAGUCCCCUGGUUUCCAUCUCUGCCUCCAUCGCUUCAUCUUUAUUAUCAUUCCUGAAACAAAUACCAAAUUACUGUAUGGGGGGGAGGGCUUUUUAGAGCAGCGGUACAUUGGUACGCAACCCAUUAAUGGGUACCAUGCCUCCCAAUUCCCUUCUCCUAGGAUUCUUUUAGGGGUUUAGGGCCUAUUCGGCUGUGCACCUGCUCGGCCACACGGGGCGGUGUGCGCUGGCACCGGGAGUCUGCGGUGGGAGGGGGCGAGCGGGCGGAUCCGCGUGGAAAGAGCGGUGGGGAGGAGGCCGGAGAAGGGCGUCGAAAGAUCCAUCGCCCGGCCUGCAUCUCCCAGGCGCAAGUUCUGACGCCCGCAGGACACCCGGUGACCUGCUGCCCCAGGAAGGUUGGACAUGGCAGUUUUUCCAAACUGCUGCCUCCCCGCGUGCCUGCUCGUCCUCACUUUCUUCCAGCUGUCCAGGCCCGAUUCGGCCCCCUUCGACGUGAUCGGCCCCGCGGAGCCCGUCCUGGCCGCGCUGGGGGACGACGCCGAGCUGCCCUGCCGCCUGUCCCCGAGCGUGAGCGCCGAGCGCAUGGAGCUGCGGUGGUUCCGCGGGAAGGUGGCGGCCGCGGUGCUGGUGCGCCGGGACGGCCGCGAGCGGGAGGCCGAGCAGACGGCCGAGUACCGCGGCAGGGCCACGCUGCUGGACGGCGACAUCGCGGCCGGGCGCGUCGCCGUGCGCAUACACCGGGUCCGGGCCUCGGACGACGGCGAGUACCGGUGCCUCUUCCGGCAGGACGGACGCUACGGGGAGGCCAGCGUGCACCUGAAGGUGGCCGCUCUGGGCUCUGAUCCUCAAAUCCAUAUGGAAGUUCAAGAAAGUGGAGAGAUCCGGCUGGAGUGUACCUCCGUAGGAUGGUACCCAGAGCCCCAGGUGCAGUGGAGGACUUCCGAGGGAGAGUGGUUUCCAUCCACAUCAGAGUCUAGGAAUCCUGAUGAAGAAGGCCUGUUCACUGUGGCGGCUUCCGUGAUCAUCAGGGACACCUCCAUGAAGAAUAUAUCCUGCCAUUUCCAGAACCUCCUUCUGGGCCAGGAGAAGGAAGUAGAGAUCUCCAUACCAGCUCCCUUCUUCCCACGGCUGACUCCCUGGAUGGUGGCAGUGGCUGUCAUCUUGAUGGUCCUGGGACUUCUUACAAUUGGGUCCGUAUUUGGCACUUGGAGACUAUACAGGGAAAGAGCCCGACAGAGAAAGGAUGAAUUCAGCUCUAAAGAACAGAAAAAGGCCACCCUGCAUGCAGUUGACGUGACUCUGGAUCCAGACACCGCCCAUCCCCACCUCUUUUUGUACGAGGAUUCAAAAUCUGUCCGGCUGGAAGAUUCACGCCAGAAACUGCCCGAGAAACCAGAGAGAUUUGACUCCUGGCCUUGUGUGUUGGGUCGUGAGACCUUCACGUCAGGGCGACAUUUCUGGGAGGUGGAGGUGGGAGACAGGGCCGACUGGGCGGUCGGGGUGUGUAGGGAGAAUGUGGUGAAGAAAGGGUUUGACCCCAUGACUCCUCAGAAUGGGUUCUGGGCUGUGGAGUUGUAUGGGAAUGGGUACUGGGCCCUCACCCCACAGCGGACCCCUCUCCCAUUGGCAGGGCCUCCCCGCCGGGUUGGGAUUUUCCUGGACUAUGAAUCAGGAGACGUCUCCUUCUACAAUAUGGCCAACGGAGCCCAUAUCUAUACUUUCUCCAAUGCCUCCUUCUCUGGUCCCCUUCGGCCUUUCUUCUGCCUGUGGUCUUGUGGUAAAAAGCCCUUGACCAUCUGCCCACCCACUGAUGGGCCUGAGAGAGUCACAGUAGUUGUCGAUGCCAAGGACUUUGCUAAGGAGAUCCCGCUGUCCCCUAUGGGGGAGGACUCUGCCUCUGGGGAUACGGAUACCCUCCACUCUAAGCUAAUCCCUACCCAGCCCAGCCAAGGGGCACCUUAAGAAAUCUCCCAGCUAAACCGUUUUCCUUUAUGCUAAGCCCUCCCCUCAGUCCUCUCUGAGUCGCCAGCCCCCGACCUCACCCAGCCCCUGUUUCUUCCUGUUGGGUAGGGAUCAGUUGGUCUUGGGAAGGUUAUGUUGCUGCUGUUAGAGAGCGUGGGGUGUAGGGCCUUCCUAAUCUGUUUCUGUACUGGUACUCGGGGCAGGCGCGUGACUCUGAAGCUGUUUCUAGUGUCCUCCUACCCCUCCCCCCAGGCCACAUCCUAUAGGGAGGGACAGCUCGGCUAUCGAGAUGGGGUUAGGUUGGCAUGUGGUUAUGACAGAAACACCUCAGUGUCCAGAAGAGGGAUGAGUAGAGGAACAGCUUUUACACAAGCGGGAAACCCAAAAGGUUCUGGGAAGGGAAAAUUCGAGGCUGAAGUCCCAUAACGGAACCUGGGGGGGCAUCGCAGUGGAGGAAAGGGAGGGGAACCUAGGCCAAUGACGAAUACCUGGCCUGCUCCUAGAGUUUUACGGCCUGUCUCUCAGAUUUUCCAAGACAUGUCCUACAGAGUAAAGGGGACUGGCCCUACUCCCGUGGGAUCUGAAAAAUAUGGUGUGGGGGCGUGGAGAAGGGAUGAAGGGAGCAGGCCUGGGGCCCGGACAGAAGAUCUGACCCCGGGAGAAAACGGGAGACCAAACCCGAGCUGUGUGCGUCGCCACGACGCGGAGCCGGCUUUCCUCUCUGCGGCCUCCUGUUUCCCCCUCACCUGGAGUCAUUCCAGCCUCACUUGCUGGGCCCCACAACUUUCCAGCUCUCUUCCUCCUUUUGACUUAGAAUCUCUCCAUCUCAGAGCCUUUCUAGAAACCCUGGUCGGUGAUGUCCCCUCUUUAGCAGCCGGUGUCGGCCUCGGGGCCCCUCAGCCCUCAUCCCAACAUCCGGUUUAGCCCCCUCAAACCCCCCCUUCCAUCCGCUCCCCAAGCAGCUCAUGCCCACGCCCCGCCACCGGUCACUCUCCCCGCCCAGCUUUCCUGCGUGCCGUUCUCCCCGGGGUCCCCGGAGGCUGUGUCAUCGCGCUCGACACAGCUAGACUGACCGCACCUGCUCGUGUUUGCGCUUUCCCGUAUACUCGGGGCUUGUCACGCCAACGGACCGCAGGUGUAUCUGGGCUCGCCCCUUCUACUUCCGUUGUGUUCUUCCAGUUUCCAGCAUGGGUGUCGCCCGUGGUCUUGACCUAAUAAAUAAGUCUGUUGAUUGC